Molecule: messenger RNA, 2493 nt
Organism: Prionailurus viverrinus (fishing cat)
Lineage: Eukaryota; Metazoa; Chordata; Mammalia; Carnivora; Felidae
Gene: IRF2BP2
Product: interferon regulatory factor 2 binding protein 2
Exons: 2
Coding region: 219-1991 (590 amino acids)
Biological process (GO): regulation of transcription by RNA polymerase II
Cellular component (GO): nucleus
Molecular function (GO): transcription corepressor activity
Source: RefSeq, a predicted model, not a curated record
CGCCCCUCGUGCCCCGGGGGCGCUGCGCGGGCGCCGAGCCUUCGCGGGCUUUGCCGCCGCCGCCGCCGCCUCUGCGGCCGCCGCCGCCGCUGGUGGGGGAGACGCGGGGUUGGGGGGGGAGGAGGGCGCGCGUGGUGCCGGCGGGGAGCGGCGGCGCCCCCUCCUCCUCCUCCUCCUCCUCCUCCUCCUCCUCCUCCAGCGCCGCGGGCUCCUCGGACAUGGCCGCGGCGGUGGCGGUGGCGGCCGCGUCCCGGCGGCAGUCGUGCUACCUGUGUGACCUGCCUCGCAUGCCCUGGGCCAUGAUCUGGGACUUCACCGAGCCCGUGUGCCGCGGCUGCGUCAACUACGAGGGCGCCGACCGCGUCGAGUUCGUCAUCGAGACGGCGCGGCAGCUCAAGCGGGCGCACGGCUGCUUCCCGGAGGGCCGCUCCCCGCCCGGCGCCGCGGCCCCCUCCGCCGCCAAGCCGCCGCCGCUCUCGGCCAAGGACAUCCUCCUGCAGCAGCAGCAGCAGCAGCAGCAGCUGGGCCACGGCGGCCCCGAGGCCACCCCGCGCGGCCCGCAGGCCCUGGAGCGCUACCCCCUGGCGGCCGCCGCCGAGCGGCCCCCGCGCCUCGGCUCCGACUUUGGCGGCAGCCGCCCGGCCGCGGGCCUGGCCCAGCCGCCGACGCCGCAGCCGCCGCCCGUGAACGGCAUCCUGGUGCCCAACGGCUUCUCCAAGCUGGAGGAGCCCCCGGAGCUGAACCGCCAGAGCCCGAACCCGCGGCGCGGCCACGCCGUGCCGCCCACCCUGGUGCCGCUCAUGAACGGCUCGGCCACGCCGCUGCCCGCCGCGCUCGGCCUCAGCGGCCGCGCCGCCGCCUCACUGGCCGCCGUGUCCGGGGCCGCGGCCGCCGGCCUGGGCUCGGCGCAGCCUGCCGAACUGAGCUCCCACAAGCGGCCGGCGUCCGUAUCGAGCAGCGCGGCCGCGGAGCACGAGCAGCGCGAGGCGGCCGCCAAGGAGAAGCAGCCGCCGCCGCCCUCGCAUCGCGGCGCGGCCGACAGCCUGGCCGCGGCGGCCGGGCCCACCGAGCUGGGCGCCGAGGGCGCGGGCAAAGGCCGCGGGCCCGGAGAGCAGGACUGGGUCAACAGGCCCAAGACCGUGCGAGACACGCUGCUGGCGCUGCACCAGCACGGCCACUCGGGGCCCUUCGAGAGCAAGUUUAAGAAGGAGCCGGCCCUGACUGCAGGCAGGUUGUUGGGUUUCGAGGCCAACGGGGCCAACGGGUCUAAAGCAGUGGCAAGAACAGCGAGGAAAAGAAAGCCUUCUCCAGAACCAGAAGGUGAAGUCGGGCCCCCUAAGAUCAAUGGAGAGGCACAACCGUGGCUGUCCACACCCACAGAAGGGCUCAAGAUCCCCAUUACUCCUACAUCCUCUUUUGUGUCUCCGCCGCCACCCACUGCCUCACCUCAUUCCAACCGGACCACACCGCCUGAAGCGGCUCAGAACGGCCAGUCCCCCAUGGCAGCCCUGAUCUUAGUGGCAGACAAUGCAGGCGGCAGUCACGCCUCGAAAGACGCCAACCAGGUUCACUCCACUACCAGAAGGAAUAGCAGCAGUCCACCCUCUCCGUCGUCUAUGAACCAAAGAAGGCUAGGCCCCAGAGAGGUGGGGGGCCAGGGGGCAGGCAGCACUGGAGGACUGGAGCCAGUGCACCCUGCCAGCCUCCCAGACUCUUCUCUGGCAGCCAGUGCCCCCCUGUGCUGCACCCUCUGCCACGAGCGGCUGGAGGACACCCACUUUGUGCAGUGCCCGUCUGUCCCUUCGCACAAGUUCUGCUUCCCUUGCUCCAGACAAAGCAUCAAACAGCAGGGAGCUAGCGGAGAGGUCUAUUGUCCCAGCGGGGAAAAAUGCCCUCUGGUGGGCUCCAAUGUCCCCUGGGCCUUUAUGCAAGGGGAAAUUGCGACCAUCCUGGCUGGAGAUGUGAAAGUGAAAAAAGAGAGAGACUCGUGACUUUCCGGUUUCAGAAAAACCCAAUGAUUACCCUUAACUAAAACUGCUUGAAUUGUAUAUAUAUAUAUCUCCAUAUAUAUAUAUAUAUAUAUAUAUAUAUAUACACACAUAUAUGUAUAUAUAUAUACACACACACACAUAUAUAUAUACAUAUGUAUAUAUAUAUGUAUAUAUAUAUAUAUCCAAGACAAGGGAAAUGUAGACUUCAUAAACAUGGCUGUAUAAUUUUGAUUUUUUUUUGAAUACAUUGUGUUUCUAUUUUUUUUUUUUUUUUUGACGACAAAAGGUAUGUACUUCUAAAGGCAUUUUCUUCUUUUGUUAAUGUUAUUAGCAUAUCUUUGUGCUUUAUUAUCCUGGUGACAGUUACCGUUCAAUGUAGGCUGUGACUUGCGCUGCUUUUUUAGAGCACUUGGCAAAUCCGAACUGCUUCUAGCUGUAUUUGUAUGCACUUAUUUUAAAAAGAAAAAAAAAAAAAAGCCAAAUACAUUUUCUGACAUUGUAA